ACUCAUAAAUGGGAAAUUUAUGCAGUAUAGGCUAUAGCAGAGAUCCUGAUGUGCUUAAUGGAAAAAUAAAAAUCAAAUCCUGACUUGCAACCCCUUAGCCAGGCUUGAUCAAAACAAGAGAAAUUACAAUCGCUGAAAAAUUAUGACACCUAAACAUUUUAAGAAACGCUCGAAAUAUUUGGAGUUUGAAUGAUCAAAAGAGAACAGUUAUGACUUUACAAUGGAUUACGAACAUGCUUCAAAUGAGAUUGGGACUAAGAGGAUGAGAAAGAAAGAAAAGAAAAGGGAUAAAAAUAAAGAUAAUGAGUGCAAGGAGAUAAAACAGAUGGAAGAAGACAAAAAUAAAGAAGAACAUUUUAUAUUUCAAGAUAAAGAUAUAAUAAGCUCAGAAAAUGAUAGCUUCUUUAGUUCUAUACUUCAUGCUCUUUUGUCUAUUUCAGAUUUUUCUGAAUAUUUCCAAGAAAGCAACAAAAUUAUUUCAGGAACAGAAAAAAGACUCAAUAAAUAACUAUUUUGUUGAAGAUAAAAAUAAGAGACAAAAAUAUUCAAAGAGGCUCUGAGAAUUUAUCUGUGCUUAUUUUUCUGAUAAUCCAAGUCCAAUUAAAUCUGAAAAUUUAAGAUCUCUCUUUGAUGGUGAGUUUCCUGUUUCACAAAAACACAAGCCUUUCAAAUUAUUGAAGUCACUUCUAAAUAUUUUGCAAUAUGAACAUGAUAACUCAAAUUCAGCAUUUUUAUUUUGUGAAUAUAAGAAUAUUCAAGAAGCCUGGAACAUAUACAUAAAAGAUCACAAUUCAAUAGUAGAUCAACUAUUUGUAGGAAUGUAUGAAACAUCAUAUAAAUGAAAUGAAUGCUCUGACAGAAGAAAAGUCUACAAAGAAUUCAAAUUUAUCUCAUUAAAACAAGACCCCAAUUCCAAAACCACAUCCUUCCCUGACCUCCUCUGCCCUCCAUCCCAAACACCCUCCAAAAUCCUCUGCCUGGUCUGAAAAACCGUCAAAAACUGCCAAGUCCAAUCCAAAAUCGCCAAAUACCCCAAAUACCUCCUCCUGUCCCUCACCCCUCCCUCGCCCACCUACUCCUCCACAUUCACCACCCCUACCCUCACCUACACCCUGAUCACCUCCAUCCUCACCCAUCCAGCCCCAGUAGCCAUCUGUAAGAGAGACUCCCAUUACACUCUAUUCUCCAAUUCCUCUUCUGUUCCUGUAAAAGCUUCUGAAAUGAUAAGUUCAGAUGCUUCUGUGCUGGUUUAUCAAGGAGAAGGGACAGAGGAGUUAAAGUAAAUUUUUAAAUGUGUGCGGAAUGUGCA
Moneuplotes crassus is the source of this 1309-nucleotide messenger RNA. The record is from the annotation of a GenBank genome assembly. NCBI's taxonomy places the organism in Eukaryota, Ciliophora, Spirotrichea, Euplotida, Euplotidae.